AUGAAGUUGACGUGGGAAACGCUAAUGUUUAUAUUUGUUUUAGAGACUUUGAUCUUGGUUUUUCUGAUGGCGUGCUUUAGCGAUACGUCGAACGCCUUGGCGCCCGGAUCAAGCCGAGUUGAUCUCUUUAAGCGGCGGAAUUCCACGGUGCCAUUUGAGGACAGCAAUGGCAAAGUCAGGGAUCGGGUAGUUGACUCGUUCCGCGCUCCCGCACUUGUUAAUGUGGAUGGGGUGAUGGUUGCCAUUGCGGAUGCCCGUUACGAAACAGCCAAUGACAAUUCCUUUAUUGAGACUGUUGCCAAGUACAGUGUGGACGAUGGUGCGACGUGGAAGACCCAAAUUGCAAUUAAGAACAGCCGCGCAUCGUCCGUAUCCCGUGUGAUGGACCCCACAGUGAUCGUGAAGGGGAAAAAGCUGUACGUUCUGGUGGGAAGCUUCAAUACGUCAGAAAAAUAUUGGAUGCAGCAGAGUGAUGGGAGCGACUGGGAACCGCUUCUCGUCGUUGGUGAGGUCACGAAGUCUGCUGUGAACGGCAAGACAACCGCAACUAUCAGUUGGGGGAAGCCUGUGUCUCUGAAGCCAUUGUUUCCAGCAGAGUUUGAAGGAGUCCCCACGAAGGAGUUCCUUGGUGGUGUGGGCGCUGCCAUCGUGGCGUCCAAUGGGAACCUUGUGUAUCCUGUGCAAAUUACGAACAUGAAGAAACAGAUUUUCACAAAGAUCAUGUACUCAGAGGACGAUGGCACCACGUGGAAGUUCUCGGAGGGCAGGAGCGACUUCGGCUGCUCUGAACCUUCGGUCCUCGAGUGGGAAGGGAAACUCAUCAUAAACAAUCGUGUUGAUGGGAACCGUCGCUUGGUGUACGAGUCGAGCGACAUGGGAAAGACGUGGGUGGAGGCUCUCGGCACACUUUCCCGUGUGUGGACCAACUCACCAACAUCGAACCAUCCGGGCAGUCAGAGCAGCUUCAUUGCUGUGACGAUCGAAGGGAAGCGUGUGAUGCUCUUCACCCACCCGCUAAACUUCAAAGGAUUGUGGAUUCGCGACCGCCUGAACCUUUGGGUGACGGACAAUCAGCGCAUUUUUGACGUUGGGCAAAUAUCCGUUGGCGAUGAAGGUGCCGCCUACAGCUCCAUCCUGUACAAGGAUGAUAAGUUGUAUUGUUUACACGAGGUCAACAUUAGAGAGGUGUACGGUAUUGUCUUUGUGCGUUUAGUUGAGGAAUUGCGACUGAUCAAAUCCGUGGUGCGGACCUGGAAGGAGGAGGACAACCACCUCUCCAGCAUUUGCACCCCUGUUGUUCCUGCCGCUCCGUCGUCAAGACGUGGUUGUGGUGCUGUUGUCCCUACCGCAGGCCUUGUUGGAUUUUUGUCUCACCGUGCCAAUAGGAGCGUCUGGGAGGACGUGUACCGCUGCGUCAACGCAAACGUAAUGAACGGAAUAAAUGUGGCUUAUGGUUUUACCUUCAAGGGGAGAAAGGCGGGGGCAAUGUGGCCGGUGCGCAAGCAGGGACAGAGUCAACGGUAUCAUUUUGUAAACUACAGAUUCACGCUGGUGGCCUCUGUAUCUAUUCACGAGAUUCCGAAAAGUACCAGGCCUUUGCUGGGCGCAAGCCUGGAUGGAUCUGGGAACAGGAAACUCCUUGGACUGUCGUACGACAAGGAUCAACGAUGGUGCCCAAUUUAUGGGCCAACAACCUCUCUCUCAACUGGAUCGUGGGAACUGCACAAAACUUAUCAUGUGACACUUUUGUUUGAGGAAGGUGUAGGUUCUGUCUACAUUGAUGGAAACCCACUGAAGGGCUCGGGGCAAAUGGUUUCAGGCGUGCACUUGGAAGGUCUUGAUGUGUCACACUUUUUCUUUGGAAGAUAUGGAGCCAACGAUGUGAGCGCGGACUGUCACAUAACAGUGACAAAUGUCAUGUUAUAUAACCGUGGACUUCAACCCAAUGAGAUUCGGGCGCUUUUGCUAGGUGUGGGCAAAAUGGCGGCGGACCCUGAAAACAAGUUUGAGAAGACAUUUCACGGUGAUAUCACUGACAUGGCGGGGGAGCAUCUUCUUAGCGGCAGUUUAUCCCAUCUAACUAUGCGAUUUAUACUGAUUCUAUUUUUGCUAUUGUCAGUGAAUUAG
Trypanosoma rangeli is the source of this 2127-nucleotide messenger RNA. RefSeq names its product sialidase. Gene Ontology annotation, molecular function: exo-alpha-sialidase activity. The coding region runs from base 1 to 2127 and encodes 708 amino acids. The transcript has a single exon. Gene Ontology annotation, biological process: oligosaccharide catabolic process; ganglioside catabolic process. The record is from RefSeq and is a predicted model, not a curated record. NCBI's taxonomy places the organism in Eukaryota, Euglenozoa, Kinetoplastea, Trypanosomatida, Trypanosomatidae. Gene Ontology annotation, cellular component: intracellular membrane-bounded organelle; membrane; cytoplasm.